Messenger RNA from Pygocentrus nattereri (red-bellied piranha), 4224 nucleotides. It is a transcript of the gene grm2a, whose product is annotated as glutamate receptor, metabotropic 2a. Gene Ontology annotation, molecular function: group II metabotropic glutamate receptor activity. Gene Ontology annotation, cellular component: membrane. The coding region runs from base 1164 to 3821 and encodes 885 amino acids. Gene Ontology annotation, biological process: G protein-coupled glutamate receptor signaling pathway; regulation of synaptic transmission, glutamatergic. The record is from RefSeq and is a predicted model, not a curated record. The transcript has 7 exons. Lineage: Eukaryota; Metazoa; Chordata; Actinopteri; Characiformes; Serrasalmidae.
GUGUUCUCUCUCUAUCCUCCUGGGACAUCUCGCCUCCUUCACGCGCCCCCCCGUUGGCCUCAAGUCAGAACUUGUCCAUCGUCCCAAAGUGGAACGGCAUCGAUUCUCUCUGCGUGUUUCUGACCAGCCAGCCUCUGUGAGGCGCGUGUCACAGCCCGGCGCGCGGGCAACUAACAAAAUCCACGCGUCCUGCAGGGUCUGGGCACAUUUGCAUGCGCGCUGACUGACAGACUGACAGACUGACAGGCAGAGUAGAUUAGGGGAGAGAGCGCGCGCGUCUCUGACACAGACACACAGACAACCUGAUAAAUCGUCGUGCAUCGUCUCGCGCACUAGACUGAACUUUUAUUGUUACUAAAUGUCAGGAAAGCCGUACGACACGCGCCCACCAGGGUAGGUCACUUCCCCUCGACCGGAGAUGCUCGUUGUUUGGGAAUCUAGCUGCAUGUGAGGUGUCCAGAGCUCGAGCGCGCGCGGGUAGGCAUUCUCGCGAGCAGCAGGCGCUCCAUCAAAACACGUUAGAAUCAGUUCAAGACAUCCAGUUGAGCAGAAAUUGAGUUCGAGCGCAAUUCUAUUAGAUUGUAUAUUAUUGUUAUUAUUAUUAUUGUUAUUAUUAUUAUUAUUAUUAUUAUUAUUAUUAUUAUUAUUAUUAUUAUUAUUAUUAUAUCACUGUCAUUUCAUUUGUGUGCGGGAGGAUGCGCAGGAGAAGCGUUCAGGCAGCUCGCUCGGUCCAGCUGUGUAGUUUUAGUGGGUAGAGUGAGGAAUUUCAGCACCGCGGACAGCUCCGCGCGCGCCACGCUCAAACUUCCCCCUGUCCGCGGCUCCGUCCAGCAGCCACAGCAGACACGGCCGGCGAGGAGACGGAGAGCGCACCUCCACCUGAGCUUCAGAUGUAACUGGACAGAUCAGCCUUGCAAUCGGCAGAUUCAUCUGCUCAAGGAGGAGGUCCAAAGCACAAUCCACGACUCUGAUCUCGGCAAAAGCUCAACAAGCUGAGGAUGGCGCUGAUGCUGGGCCUGGCCUGUGCCUGACCACAAACACAGUGUCCGUGCCAUCUGCUCACACGUCGCCCUCAGCGCUGUCCCCAUCCCAGAAAGGAGAGAUCAGAGGACAGACAGAGAACAGCAGAGCUUGAGAGAGUCCUGCCCUCGUCUGCGGACGCCAUGGCUGGGAGGUCGCCGCGGCUGCGGGGUCACGGACUCUCCUGGCCUCUCCAUCUCCUCCUCCUGCUGCUGCUAGCCAGGAGCCCCCAGGCUCUUGCUGUUCCUGGCUACAGUACUGACUCCUCCAAGAAGGAGAUAACUAUAGAGGGAGACCUGGUGAUCGGAGGCCUGUUCCCCGUACACCAGAAGGGCGAAGGUGUGGAGGACUGCGGUCGAAUUAAUGCCCAGAGGGGCAUCCAGAGGCUGGAGGCCAUGCUGCUGGCUCUGGAUGAAAUCAAUAAGGAUGACAGAAUCCUGCCUGGUGUAGUGCUUGGCGCCCACAUCCUUGACACGUGCUCAAAAGACACUUAUGCGCUGGAGCAGUCAUUGGAGUUUGUGCGGGCUUCACUAACCAAGGUGGACGAUAGCGAGUAUACCUGCCCGGAUGGAUCCUAUGCCAUCCAUGAUGAUGUCCCCCUCGCCAUCUCUGGUGUGAUUGGGGGGUCCUACAGCGAUGUGUCAAUACAGGUGGCCAAUCUUUUGCGGCUUUUCCAGAUUCCUCAGAUCAGCUAUGCCUCGACCAGUGCUAAGCUUAGCGAUAAGUCGCGUUAUGACUACUUUGCCCGAACAGUACCCCCAGACUUUUACCAGGCUAAGGCCAUGGCUGAGAUCCUACGCUACUUCAACUGGACCUAUGUCUCAACUGUAGCUUCAGAGGGUGACUACGGAGAGACUGGCAUUGAUGCGUUCCAGCAGGAGGCAAGGGCCUUACAAAUCUGCAUUGCAACAUCUGCCAAGGUUAGCCGUUCCAUGGACCGCUACAGUUAUGAAGCAGUGAUCAGGUCUCUGUUACAGAAAUCAAAUGCAAAAGUUGUAAUCCUCUUCACAAGAAGUGAGGAUGCCAGGGAGCUUCUAGUUGCAGCAAACCGCAUGAAUGUGUCCUUCAUCUGGGUGGCCAGUGAUGGCUGGGGGGCACAGGAGAGUGUGGUGAAAGGGAGUGAAUUAGUGGCAGAUGGAGCUUUCACUAUUGAACUUGCUUCAUACCCAAUCCGUGAGUUCGCUGACUACUUCACAAGCCUAAAUCCUUAUAACAACACGCGCAACCCCUGGUUCCGAGAGUUCUGGGAGAACCGUUUCCAAUGUAGCUUGCACGACAUCAACUGUGGGAAGCACUCACUCCGAGAUGGCAAGUUUGAGCAAGAAUCCAAGAUCAUGUUUGUGGUGAAUGCUGUGUAUGCAAUGGCCCACGCUCUGCACCACAUGAGGCAAGCAGUGUGCCCCAACGCCACUAAGAUCUGCAGUGCCAUGAAACCUCUGAAUGGAAAGAAGUUCUAUAAAGACUACAUCUUGAGGACAAGGUUUGAUGCACCAUUCCGUCCAGCUGAUACAGACAACAUUGUUCAGUUUGAUGCUUAUGGAGACAGCCUGGGCCGGUACAACAUCUUUCACUACCACAAAGAGGAUGGCGUGUACAUUUACCGCAAAGUGGGCUACUGGGCCCAGAGUUUGAGCCUGAAUACUAGUCUGAUUCCUUGGGAGAAUCAAGUACCUACCUCACAGUGCAGCGACCCAUGCAGAAAGAAUGAGAUCAAGAGUAUGCAGCCCGGUGACGUCUGCUGUUGGAUCUGCAUCCCCUGCCAGCCCUACCAGUACCUCCUUGAUGAAUUUACUUGUGCAGACUGUAGCUUUGGGCAGUGGCCACUUGAAAACCUGACUGGCUGCUACAACUUGCCUGAGGAGUACAUCCACUGGGAGGAUGCAUGGGCCAUUGGACCGGUCACCAUUGCCUGUUUGGGGAUCCUCUGCACACUGUUUGUGAUUGGUCUCUUCUUGAAGAACAACGAGACACCAGUGGUAAAAGCUAGUGGGCGAGAACUUUCAUACAUAUUACUACUUGGAGUGCUCCUGUGUUACUGCAUGACCUUCAUCUACAUUGCCAAACCUUCAGCAGUAGUGUGUACAUUACGUCGUCUCGGACUGGGUACCUCCUUCGCAGUUUGCUACUCGGCACUUCUGACCAAAACCAACCGCAUUGCACGUAUCUUCAAUGGUGUCAAAGAUGGAGCUCAGAGGCCAAGGUUCAUCAGUCCUGCUUCACAAGUAGCCAUUUGUGCUGCACUCAUUUCCUGUCAACUGUUGGUGGUGGUGGUCUGGCUCUUGGUGGAGGCACCAGGCGUGAGGAAGGAGAUCAGCCCAGAGAGAAGAGACAUAGUCAGGCUGAAGUGCAACAGCAAGGACUCCAGCAUGUUGAUGUCCUUGACCUACAACUGUGUCCUCAUUAUCCUCUGUACCUUCUACGCCUUCAAGACCAGGAAGUGCCCAGAGAAUUUCAACGAAGCAAAGUUUAUCGGCUUCACCAUGUACACCACCUGCAUCAUCUGGCUGGCCUUCCAACCCAUCUUCUAUGUCACAGCCAGCGACUACAGGGUCCAGACCACCACCAUGUGUAUCUCAGUGAGUCUGAGUGGUUCAGUGGUUCUGGGCUGCCUCUUCGCUCCCAAGAUCCACAUCAUCCUGUUCCAGCCGCAGAAGAACGUCACCACGCUCAGAGUGGCCACCACCCGCUUCAGUGUCACCACCGGUCCUGGCUCCAGCUUCUCCCAAGCUUCAGCCGCGAACAUUGUGCCGACAGUGUGUAAUGGAAGAGAAGUAGUGGAUUCGACAACAUCAUCUCUCUGAAAGACAGGAGUUCCGUCCAUCUGCCAAACGUAUACAGAUGAAUCUUAUCACUAGUCAAUAAAACAGGUGUUUGCUGAUAUUAAGAAGGCCAUUCUCAGUAAAGAGGGCCACUUAUGUUGUUCUCAACGUGCUGUGAGUACAAUUUCCCAAUUCUCUCUCUCUCUCUCUCUCUCUCUCUCUCUCUCUCUUUCUCUCUCUCUCUCUCUCUCUCUCUCUCUGAGAGUAGUUAGAAGUUAUCAACGGGAUGCCAAUUGAAACUCUGUAUACCCCUUCUUUUUAUUGAACAUAUGAUAAAGUAUUAUUUGAGACAUGGAGUAAAAUGAUAGUAAAUCUGUUUAAUGUAUUAUAUACAGGAUGUUUUUAAUGUAGAUUUUUGGUGAUUCAGGUUUGUGCUUUCUUGUAA